Messenger RNA from Symbiodinium natans, 1731 nucleotides. Lineage: Eukaryota; Dinophyceae; Suessiales; Symbiodiniaceae. The record is from the annotation of a GenBank genome assembly.
AUGUUUCCCAGACUGCCAGACUUUCAGCAGCUGUUUGAUCCCCAGCGGGCCGGACGCUUGCUGCUGAAAGAGCUUGCCAUACCAACCUCGGCGCACUGGCGCCCCAAACAUAAGCCGCUGGUCCAUGAGCGCGCGGAAGAUUUCGUCGUUGCUGAGAUCGAUUCAGAAGGGAUGGUGUGUGAAGCCAUGCGACAGAAGGCUCAACCGAGCCGAACUCACAACCGGAUGUCGUCCUUUGUCUUGACCAAAUUCCGGUGCUCGACUGAGGCUGCACUGCGCCUGCUCAGUAAAUCGUCUGGCCUUAAAGAGGACAAGUUUUCCAUAUCGGGGCGCAAGGACACGUUCGCUUUAACUUCACAGCGCGUCCAGGUACCAUCACCAGCCUUCUCGCAUCUGAAAGACAUGUGCGGUAAAUGGCCGGAGUUAUGGAUUUCCGGAUGGAAGGAGGAGGCAGGCGAGUUGUGGCAUCAGGGCAACUACUUCAAACUGAAUUUGCGAUGGAGGGCAGGUUGUGGGAUACAGCUUCAUGAAAGGUUGCAGCUGCAGGAAGCCAUUUCGCAACUCACAGAAGCUGGCUUUCCCAAUUACUACGGUCCACAGCGCUUUGGUUUGAUGGCACAUGUGUCAGGUCGACACAUUCUGCGACAGGAAUAUGGACAGGCCAUGAGGGCCUCCUUCAGCAGUUUGGCUGCUUUGAGUGGCAUGCGUGGCUUCCAUGCUCAUAGUCGUGCCCUUGAAGAAUUUCUUGAAGGCAAGGCCGCCUCUGACACGCAAAAAUCCGUUUGGAAGCUGAGUCGUGGACGCUGUUUGGCCAGCAAGCUACUCAAUGUCGCCUCUCGAACUUCAGAUCCUGAAGCCUUUUGGGUCUCAAUGCCUCAAGAGGGAGACUUUGCCGUCGACGCUCUCUCCGCUUUGUUGUGGAAUUACAUGGCUGCCUUUCGACUGGAGCACUACGGCUGGAGCGCCGUGCAGGGUGAUCUGGUACGGCAGACGACUGCUUCCGGCACUCAUCUACGGGUCAUUGGACCAGGGGAAGCACAUGCCUUUCGUCUUGCUGAUGUGUACUUGCCGCGUCUGUUUUGCAAGAACAAUGGAAACACCACGGGGCCUGCUGAAAGAGAGCCCGAGCUUAUUCUUGGGCAGCCGAUGUGCAGCUCGAGGCCACUUUUCCCGGCCUUACCAGCUCUAGAGCAGUAUGUGCAGUCUCUCCUUGCAAGCUGGGGCUUAGGUGGGCUGCCUGAAGCGACAGAAUGUGCAAGCCGUGCAAGCAAAGCAACAGCAUGGUGUGAUUUCUACCGCCCGCGAGUGGGGUUCCCGUUCCGCUCCGUGAUUUGCCUCCCGACAAAACUUGGGGUCACUUUCUGUCCUGAAGACUUUCCAUCGAACUUCGAACGUCUGAAUCUCUUCAUUCCCUCCAAGCAUAGAAACUGCCCUCAUGCGAUAGCGGGGCUUCCAUCAGCUGCCCGAUCGGUGAAGCAACUCGAGUGCUCCAGGGUUGAUUUCUGCGCUGAGAAUGAGGCUGCAGCCAAAGUUCAGCUCAACUUCGUCCUCCCAGUCGGAGCUUUUGCCACCUGCCUGACCCAGACACUUGCCGGCUGGGACACCGGCCGAAAAACCACUGCAAAAACGAUCGUCGGGAAUGUGUGUUUUUGCAGAGAAUGCGACUUGGUGGCUCAUUUCAGAGAGAAGUGUGCAGGGCGUGACAUCACGCACUUGGUUUGCACCGCCUAG